AUGUUGACAGACAAGCAGACCAAGCAUAGAAAUAAAGAGAUUACUGGGCCAUCCAAUCCAGCUGGUCUCCCACAACUCCUAGAUGAAGUUCUUGAUAGCAGGGACUUUAUUUACGGCCUUGCUGCGUUGUAUCACGGAGUGAUGAGUCCAUUAUCUAGGUAUAGCAGGGAAGUGAAGAAAAAAGGCGAAGGGAACGUAGCCAAGCCGUCCCAGCUCAAAGCAUACGAAUACUUCUAUGCAAAGACAGGGCUUGGUCCUUUAAACCAGAUCUAUCCCGAUUUGGUGAUCGGCAAGUCGUCUCGGAUGGUCAUGGUCCCUGUUCAAGCAGCGCUAAGGUCUCACUAUCGGAAUGCGCAGUUUGACAUAGAUAUUCCAGGCGAUGGAAGAAAUUCCAUCCAAUUCUUUUUUGAGCAAAAUGCAACUGCCAAAAAAUAUCUGUAUUUCCCUACGUCUGCUUUCUUGCCUCGGUCUCUCUGCUUAACGGAAGUCUGUCUCCUGGAUAUAUUAUGGUCUAAUCCAACAGUUCGAGAGGAAAUAGUCCAAUUGUUGGAACUAAACAUGAGUACCAAGGGGGCUGCAGAGGACAAGAUCCUUAACUACAAGGGGAUAUUGUUGCAGGAGCUGUUUUCCUUGAAAGGAUACAAGGACGUUGGACUGCAAUCUGAUGAUGGCCCUAGAAGGAAACUACGGACAUCGUUCUUUACAAACGGCCUUGCCCUAACACUUCUUGCCUUUGACACAUCGAAGCAAAAAAGAGGCGAAAGGUACUCGAUGACAAUUGCAAAGUUGGAUCCAAGGGAACCUAACGAACGUGAGAUCCUCCGGAUUUCUAGAGCGUACCUUUACAAACCAUCCAAGAAGUUUCAGGGCGAGCUAGAGAGGCGAAAGCUUAGAAGAGGAAUUACAGAGAUUGAAAGCAAUAUUCCGUCAUUCUCAAGGCCUACUUUAACACAGUAUUUCGCUUAUAUCAGCUUGUCGCUAAAUCAAGCUCCAUCAAGUACUGGAGGUAGUUUCUCUGGUAGUGGGGUUGGGACCAGUAGUAGCAGUGGAGCAGGGACCGGUAGUAGCAGUGGAGUUGAGGCCAGUAGUAGCAGUGGAUCUGGGACCAGUGACGACAAUAGGGAGACUAUAUAUAGGGCGCUUGUCGAUUUCUAUAAUGACGGGUGGUUUGUUCGGAAUAGCUGGGAUAUUAGAAAAGCACAGAACGGAUGGGUUGAUUAUGUGAUCAAGGCAAUUCUGAAGCUUGCGGGCGGAAGCAAUGGAAGAAGAAGAGAUGCCAAUACGAAUGCGGUGAUCUGUAUUGGACUAGGAUCAUUCAAGACAAACCGAGGACAAGUAUCGAAGCAUGGGAUAUUGAUGAAGAAGCUUGUUGAAAAGUGUCCACGGCCUCACUGUGACAGUAUAUUGGAGAAUGUUCCUUUUCGAUCCAAGUACUGUCGAAAUUGUAAAGCAUACUUUGAUCGAGAUGCUGUUGGUGCUGAGAACAUCGCAAGGGUCUGUGAGUCGCAGAUAAGAGAGCAAAAACGACCUGCAAAAUAUAUGCCGCCGGACGGAGGAACUCAAGGCCAAGCUUCUAGCGGUAGUGGCGGCGGUGGAGGUAGUGGUGGCAGUGGUGGUGGUAGUAGCAGAUCCACAAAAAGGAAAUUUUCAGAUGAAGGAGGAGGAGGAGUAGAGGGAUCAAGACCACCGAAAGGACCUUUGCUGGGUCCAGGAGGGCUUGAUAUGGCAAUUUCAAUCAGAAAUGUGCUGCCAUCAUUUUCUAGGUGGAAGAAUUUGGAGAGAGAAUGA
Lobosporangium transversale is the source of this 1788-nucleotide messenger RNA. RefSeq lists its product as hypothetical. The coding region runs from base 1 to 1788 and encodes 595 amino acids. The transcript is spliced from 6 exons. NCBI's taxonomy places the organism in Eukaryota, Fungi, Mortierellomycota, Mortierellomycetes, Mortierellales, Mortierellaceae. The record is from RefSeq and is a predicted model, not a curated record.